Molecule: messenger RNA, 3466 nt
Organism: Cherax quadricarinatus
Lineage: Eukaryota; Metazoa; Arthropoda; Malacostraca; Decapoda; Parastacidae
Product: galactosylgalactosylxylosylprotein 3-beta-glucuronosyltransferase P
Biological process (GO): chondroitin sulfate proteoglycan biosynthetic process; carbohydrate metabolic process
Cellular component (GO): Golgi membrane
Molecular function (GO): galactosylgalactosylxylosylprotein 3-beta-glucuronosyltransferase activity
Source: RefSeq, a predicted model, not a curated record
UUGGUGGUGACAAUGGUGAUAAGCAGUAAUGGUGCUGGUGCUGGUGUUGGUACUAGAUACGAGUGAGGGCACGGUCAUUGUAGACGAGGAAGGCAGCGGGUGAACUUACUGAAGUUGGGUUGUCACCCUCACACGCCUGGCGCCAUGAGUAUUAAAAGAAGACUCAAAAUGGUGCGAGGUGGAAACCAGCGGCUGGUGAUAUCUUGGCUGGUGGCGCUGGUGCUGGUGCUGCUGGUAGUGCUGGCGACAAGGAACUCAGCCCGCAGGGACGAUGACGGGGGCCAGGUUCGAAGCGCCGUCAGAGCCCUGAGUGCAGUGCAGCGGCCGCUGCCAGUGCAACCUCCAGCUCAACCUCACCCACAGAAUGUGUUGCAAACUCAACAUGUGAGCCUGGUUAAUGGCAGAUGUGGCAGUGGAAAAUGGGUGGAGGGUCUGCCUCCACUCUACAUUAUCACGCCCACCUACCCGAGGGCUGAGCAGGUGCCUGAGCUCACACGUACUGCUCAGACGCUUAUGAAUGUACCAAAUGUGGUAUGGAUUGUGUCUGAGGACUCUACUGUUGCAUCUACAUCAGUAGUUCAGUAUCUCAAUGAAUCAGGUCUCAACACUGUGUAUCUCCAUGUUCAGAUGCCAUCAAGAUACAAAAAAGUAGGCAACAAGCCCAGAGGCGUGGCUAACCGUAUGGCAGGAUUAAAUUGGGUUCGUGAAAAUGCCAAAGAUGGCGUCUUGUACUUUGCUGAUGACGACAACACAUAUGACAUACGUAUUUUUGAACAGAUUAGGUGGACUCGCAAGGUGUCGAUGUUUCCUGUGGGACUGGUGACCAAACUUGGAGUAUCUACACCCAUUGUUAAGGAGGGAAAAGUGGUUGGUUUCUAUGAUGGCUGGAUUGCUAAACGCACGUUCCCAGUGGACAUGGCUGGGUUUGCAGUUAAUGUGCAGUACCUUUUAGAGCGACCAUUAGCGUCAAUGCCAUACAAGGUUGGCUAUGAAGAAGAUGGUUUCAUAAAGAGUCUAGGAAUAAAAGCAUCAGAGAUAGAACCACUUGCAUUCAAUUGCACAAAGAUAUGGGUGUGGCAUACACAAACGAAGAAGAAUGAACCUGCAAAACCAAUCAACCAUACUAUUGCCACUUUGGGAACUAAUCUAAAAAUAAUUAGUGAACAGUUAUGGAAGGGACCUGCAAUUAAAACUAAAAGUUAAAAAAUAUUUUUUGUAUAGGAAAUUAAAAAGAAACAGCAAUAAAUACAAAUAAAUGAGAGGUUAAAAUCUAACAAAAAAAGCUGUUUAAUAUUGUAUAUAACUUAUUGCCUGUAUGAUUAGUUAUUUAGUAGGUGUACCAUGAAUAAAUUUAUUUCAGAAUAAAAUUUAUUCAUAACAUAUUUAUCAAUGUACAGAACACAUACACAGUACUCCCUAGAAAUUUGAGAGAGAUAUGUUGCUAGAAGUCCCAGUGAGUAGAAACUGGAAAUGCUGUAAUAAUUUGUUUCAUAUAUGGGCUCAUUUUGUGUUGCAGAGGCCAUACUUUGUUACACAGUACAGUGGACCCCCGGUUUACGAUAUUUUUUCAUUCCAGAAGUAUGUUCAGGUGCCAGUACUGACCGAAUUUGUUCCCAUAAGGAAUAUUGUGAAGUAGAUUAGUCCAUUUCAGACCCCCAAACAUACAUGUACAAACGCACUUACAUGAUUGGUUGCAUUGGGAGGUGAUCGUUAAGCGGGGGUCCACUGUAUUUUGUUCAACUUUCAUGAAUAUUGACACUCUAAGAAAGAUGCUCAGUAAGAGAGAUUUGAGUAUGAGGAAUCAGUGAGCAUGUUUUCAUCUAAAUAUUAUGGUUUAAUUUAAAUUUAUGCAUCAUGUGCCAAGCCAAAGAAAAAUGAGCAUAAAUGUGCAUGUAUUUAGAGUAUUCAUGAGAAUCCCUAUAGCAGAAAUCAUGAAUAAUAAAAUAGUGAAUUUAGAUUACUGCAAAUUUGUAGGGAGUACUGUACUAUUUUUAUAUGAAUUACACUCUUCUACAGUGCUUUUGUUCAUUAGCUAUUUUUUAUAUGUGUUAUAUAAAAGAAUAUAAUGGUAGCAGAGCUAGCUAACUGCAGUUAUGGAGUUUGAAUUAGAUUGUUAUCUUGAUUACCUAUUAUAGUGUGCUUGUGAGUUAAUUACUCAGGAACUCAGUACUGGAUCUCUAACUUAAUUAAUUUUUACAAAGGUGUUUUUAGUAUAGAGUUUGUUUAGCUGUAAGCUUUAUAAGUUUUCAUGUUUGGACUUUAAUGGGAAUACUGUUCUGUAUACAGUUAAUGCAUUGUCUCUGCUUUUAUGAUAAUACAGCAUCUUCUUUCAACAAACCGGCCGUAUCCCACCGAGGCAGGGUGUUUACCUGGAGUUUACCUGGAGAGAGUUUUGGGGGUCAACGCCCCCGCGGCCCGGUCUGUGACCAGGCCUCCUGGUGGAUCAGCGCCUGAUCAACCAGGCUGUUGCUGCUGGCUGCACGCAAACCAACGUACGAGCCACAGCCCGGCUGAUCAGGAACUGACUUUAGGUGCUUGUCCAGUGCCAGCUUGAAGACUGCCAGGGGUCUGUUGGUAAUCCCCCUUAUGUGUGCUGGGAGGCAGUUGAACAGUCUCGGGCCCCUGACACUUAUUGUAUGGUCUCUUAACGUGCUAGUGACACCCCUGCUUUCCAUUGGGGGGAUGGUGCAUCGUCUGCCAAGUCUUUUGCUUUCGUAGUGAGUGAUUUUCGUGUGCAAGUUCGGUACUAGUCCCUCUAGGAUUUUCCAGGUGUAUAUAAUCAUGUAUCUCUCCCUCCUGCGUUCCAGGGAAUACAGGUUUAGAAACCUCAAGCGCUCCCAGUAAUUGAGGUGUUUUAUCUCCGUUAUGCGCGCCGUGAAAGUUCUCUGUACAUUUUCUAGGUCGGCAAUUUCACCUGCCUUGAAAGGUGCUGUUAGAGUGCAGCAAUAUUCCAGCCUAGAUAGAACAAGUGACCUGAAGAGUGUCAUCAUGGGCUUGGCCUCCCUAAUUUUGAAGGUUCUCAUUAUCCAUCCUGUCAUUUUUCUAGCAGAUGCGAUUGAUACAAUGUUAUGGUCCUUGAAGAUGAGAUCCUCCGACAUAAUCACUUCCAGGUCUUUGACGUUGGUGUUUCGCUCUAUUUUGUGGCCAGAAUUUGUUUUGUACUCUGAUGAAGAUUUAAUUUCCUCAUGUUUACCAUAUCUGAGUAAUUGAAAUUUCUCAUCGUUGAACUUCAUAUUGUUUUCUGCAGCCCACUGAAAGAUUUGGUUGAUGUCCGCCUGGAGCCUUGCAGUGUCUGCAAUGGAAGACACUGUCAUGCAGAUUCGGAUGUCAUCUGCAAAGGAAGACACGGUGCUGUGGCUGACAUCCUUGUCUAUGUCGGAUAUGAGGAUGAGGAACAAGAUGGGAGCUAGUACUGUGCCUUGUGGAACAGAGCUUUUCACCGUAGCUGCCUCGGACUUUACUCUGU